GGCAAAUCCGUUGCUGAAAGAAAGUCUCAGGAAAAAAAACAAAAGCAGUUUUGGAUUGAGAAAAUCAGUAAGAGAGAAAAAUGCUAGCAUUGUUUGAGAAAUCAGUGGCAAAGAGCCCAGAAGGGCUGAAGAGCCCACAUGAAAAUGGUGGAAAAGAAGGAAAGGGGGAUCUGUUGGAGCAUUUCUCAUCUGUGAAUUCUGCUGUCGUCUCUAUAAACCUUGGCCCUCUUGCAUCUAUGGCUUACACCACUCAGAAACAGAAUCCUCUCCUCCCAAGGCUAUUUGCCGUCGUGGACGAUAUAUUUUGCUUGUUCCAGGGACACAUUGAGAACAUUGCCAUUCUAAAACAACAGUAUGGACUGAACAAGACGGCAAACGAAGUUAUCAUUGUAAUCGAAGCUUACAGGACUCUAAGAGAUAGAGGUCCUUAUCCUGCAGACCAGGUUGUGAGGGAUCUAAAUGGGAAAUUCGCAUUCAUUCUGUUUGAUAGCUCUGCAAAAGCCACAUUCAUAGCUGCUGAUGCUGAUGGGAGUGUUCCCUUCUUUUGGGGCACCGAUUCUGAAGGCCAUCUUGUUCUCGCAGACGAUGUGGAGAUCAUUAAAAAGGGUUGUGGGAAAUCUUUUGCACCAUUUCCAAAAGGCUGCUUCUUCACAACCUCUAAAGGGUUGCAGAGUUUUGAACAUCCACUCAAUGAGUUGAAGCCAUUGGUGAGGGUUGAUAGUCAAGGACAGGUGUGCGGUUCGAAUUAUAAGGUUGAUGCGGAAUCGAAGAAGGAUACCGGCAUGCCUAGAGUCGGGAGCGCUGCAAAUUGGUCUGCGCACUACUGAUCUAAUAAUCACCGCCCAGAUAGGCUUUGUUAUAAAGGGGCCUCUGGCUGGGAUUUAUCAUCCUAUUCAUAACAUGGACAUCAUUUCUAGUUCUUAUAUGAUUGACUUUGCUGCUUUUAUAUAAGAGGAUGCUAUUACUCCCGGGCAUGUUUAAAUUAAUAGAUUUUCUUUAUAUGAAGUUUUUAUCCCUUGAUUUGGGUCUUCUGAAAUGCUAGAUGUUGCUUAAGGUUAUCUAAUGUUCAAGUUGGAAAUGAACUGGCUUUUCUUA
Messenger RNA from Magnolia sinica, 1095 nucleotides. Its product is annotated as stem-specific protein TSJT1-like. The record is from RefSeq and is a predicted model, not a curated record. NCBI's taxonomy places the organism in Eukaryota, Viridiplantae, Streptophyta, Magnoliopsida, Magnoliales, Magnoliaceae. The coding region runs from base 81 to 827 and encodes 248 amino acids. The transcript has 4 exons.